GAAUGGAGAGAAAGAAUUUUGAUGAAUGAAUCCGUUUGCAUAUGGCCUAUAAUCACUUAAUGUAUUCGACAUAAUAUUGUAUAGUGAGCAAUAGCCAACGGAUACUGAAUUAAUACAAUAUGACAAGUCUGUUGAUGAGUGAUUCUAUGGUGAUAAAUCAAGAAAUCACAAAUUUGAAUAAUAUGAGCCAACAGCAGCAGCAAUUGAUACUGAACCAGCAACCACACGCGCAGCAGCAACAACAGUUGAUGGAACAACACAUAUCGCAGUAUGAAGAACAAAAUGGAAGGCAAUCCAUGUAUACUGAGCAGAUGCAACAAAUGCAAAUUCUGCACGAACAGCAGCUGCAACAACCGGAGAAUCAGUAUGAUCAAAUUGCUAUAACAAAUCAGUUGAAUCAUCAGCAGAAUUUUCAUUACGCUAAUCAAAUGAAUGAUCAGCCUGUACAAACGUUACAGCAGAAGCACAUGAAUCAGCAACCAAGACGUUUCCAGCAAAUGCAAAGACAUAAUGUUCAACUGCAUCAAGUCAGUUCUCUCGACGCUUCUCUACAACCAAUGCAGAAUUAUGACCGUCAUCAUGGCAAUGACACUUUUGUUGAGAAUACACAGAACCGAAAUCGGGCACAGACGUUGUUACACUCGCCGAUGCGUCACUGCCACCACCAUUCCAUACAACAUCCGAAGGGUCAGAAUUACCACAGAACGCCAAAUCAAUCGCAAGACCAAUUUUAUAUGCAGCUUCCGCAUCAGCAACAACGUUUCAAUAACUCGGCUAUAAACCCUCAUAUAGAUAUUAUACAACCGAACAGAUCGAUAGCUCCGAAUAUAAAUUCAUCGGAAGAUCGACGAGGGCAUCAUCGAAUACAUAGUGUCAAUGAGGAGGAUAUUAGAAGCAAAGAAAUGACUCAACAAAUAUAUCAACGUCGGCUGUUAAUGCACAAUCACGGAAGACAGAGGCAUCACGUACAAAGUGGAAAUUUGCAAAAUAUAAAUAAUGAUAAUAUGCAAGGAAUAUAUAAGCAGCACCACUCGCAAUUUCAAAGAAAUUACGAUGAAGUAAAACGUUCUCAUAUGGAGAUUAAAGAUUAUCAGCCGUAUAUGAUUGUCAGUCAAGCAAGUGAAUGUUCGACGGUGAGCAAUAUUAUUGAAAGUAAUGCACCUUCUGGGCAACCUAAUAAUUCCCAUUUCAACCAACGAACCCCAAUGUGGGAAGAGAAUCGUCACCCUCAGUCUUCUCAUCACUCUCUCCCGAUAUCUGUCAACAACGGCACAUGCAAUAAUAUGGAUCGUGUACCUCCUCUUCAUCAUCAUAUACCUCCAAUUCCAACAUGGCCCGAUGAAGUGGCCAGAAAAAAGGAGAAACCGGCUAAAUCUCUGAUCAAGAAACCGAGACAUCACGUAGCAGAGAUUAGAAGUAAUCACGUUCAACAAUCUAAUACUAGUUCCAGAGAAGACCUCGAUGGGUCUCCAUCGAAUAAUCAGAUUGGAUCAACAGUUGGCAAUUCACCAAGUUUCCUGGAAGAUCCCAGUGGCUAUUUAGCUCAACAGACUGCUCUGCUGAACAAUACGAUAUCGAAACAAACUGGGGUCAGUAAUUCACGAAUGAUUUUAAGCACUCCAAAAGUUACACGGAUUAACAACAACCAAGAGAAAUCUUCACAGUAUGUUCCACAGCCGGAGCGAUCUUCAGCAAUAAGUCCCAUCAGUUUGUCAAAGAACUCAGUCAAGUAUUAUAAUACAUCACCCAUUAUUGUGCACAGCAGCAUGACUCCAACGUCGGUCGGUGUUAAUUCCAAUGAUACAGACGACAAUGCAUGCCAGGGAUGUCUAAUAAGUCGAAAUACUCAGUAUGUGCAGGACCAGUAUAAGCACCAGCAUAUGAAUCAAGAUCCAGUGACGUCAUCCACCUUCAGUGAAAGAUUGUCAACGAAUCCACACAUGGACCCGAGACCGAUCCAAGGUGAAACCAUUAGCACAAGUCAUGAGUCACCAGUUCGUAUAAACAGUCCAGCAAACUCUGAUAACCCUUCCUCGUCAGUAUCUGGUAUCUUCUCACCUGUAUCACCUCAAAGUCUUAUAUCAUCACAACCAUCCUCUCCCCGCAGUUACUCUCAGCCUCCGACUCCUUAUACAAAUCAACUUUCUCCCCAAUUAAUGACACCAGUCAGUCAACAACCAUCCCAUUCUUUUGUUACUGAAACUCAAGAACAACCAGUCUCUAUAACGUCAGCGUCAAGUACUUCAUCGUCAAGCCCCUGCUCCCAAAGGACACUUCGCCCUAAAAAUCCUUCAUCACCCUUAUUAAAAAAGUGCGCAUUACGACAACGAACAUCCAAUGGCUAUCAAUCCCAUUCUUAUACCACGGCCUCAGUAUAUUUACCAAUGAUGCCCUUCCAUAGUUCCACAGCAAUUACAACCAUGGCUAGUGGCCACACAUUCAGUUCUGGCACACUAACUUCGGUGUCAGCUGGUAAAGCUAAUACGGUGACUGUAUCGAUCAAUAUGCCCUCCAGCAUUCGCAAGACGGUGAUUCCGAAUAUUCUGUCAACUAAAGAUCAGCAUCCAAUUACGACGUCAACGAAUAUUGUCACAUCAACAAUUGUAAGUCCCACAAAUUCAUCUACAAUCAAUUACGGUCACAUGAAAAAUAGGGUCCUUUCAAAGUCUCCUUUGGAAAUGGCACAGAGUGUUGUUAGUAGUAUUCAAUUACCUCCAGUGAGCGCCAAACCCACUGUAGCAUAUCACCAGGCUCAUUUGACUCGACUACAUCGUGAUCAUCAUCUACAGGAGCAACAACAACAACAACAGCACCAGCAGCAAACACAUCAAUUGUCCCAGCUACAACAACAACAACAACAACAACAACAACAACAGUCGAAUCUUCAAGCUCACAACAUGUUGACGUCAACGGGAAUGUUGAAACAGUCAGCCUCAUCCACUCUCCCCGCAGGUCACAUCUUAGUUCCCAGCGUUAGUCAAUUGAUAAUGGCUAAUAGUGGCAUAGAAAUUAGUGGUAUCAUGACUCCUGCUCGAACUAAGAUAAUUUCAAAUACCAGUUCAAUGGUGCCAAUUUCAGUCUCGCCAAUGGUAACGAGUAUUACUGGGGCCAUCAGCCAAGUAAUACCUACAGUUCAUGUAGCACACCAAGUGAUAGGUCAGCCUACGGUUCUCGUCAAUACCAUUCAAACACCUGUGCUCAUACAGCCAAGUGUUAUGACUGUAGAUGAAAUUGGGCAGAAUGUUGUAAUACCGCAUUUAACAGUUACUACUAACAAUGGCCUCCAGAAUACACAAUCAAUAGGCGAAACGAAUCAGGACGUGACGAGAAAAAUUGGUAGUACUGGUACUGCGAAUAGACAGCCGACAUUACUAUCGCCUGAGACAGGAAUGAAAAAGAAGGUUUACAAAAAACGAAAGAGUAAUCCAUCGACAGCAGGUUCUAUACUGCAUAUUGCUCCAUCACCACAAAACACGAGCAUGCUCAUACAAGCUCAGUCACACUCUGCACAACAAAAUUUUGAAACGCAAAAUGUCGGAGCCCCAAUGUUCCAGGCGUUGACGAUUAUACCUGAAAAGGGCGGAGUACCUGCACAACUAGUUAUGAAUGGACAAACCGAUGCAACAUCGCAGCUCAACACACAACAAAUCAUCACUAACUCACAACCCACACAACACAUUAGCCUCUCACAACCGAUUAAUCUGCUCAACAGUGCUACUGGCAUGGUCCACAACUUCUCAACUAUUCAGCAGUUCACCUUACCGGGCUUGGGUAGUAUGGUAAUGUCUGCUGAUGGAACGGCGACUUUGUUACAGAAUAUGGAUAACCUCGGUAUGCAGCUUCAGAUUCAGAAUGUCAAUGGUCAGAACGUUUUGACACCCGUGCAGAGUCAUUCUAACAUUUUGAAUCCAGUGCAAAAUGUCCUUGCAGCUGGAGCUGUAGAGAUGGUUAUAAGAACGCCUCAAACUGGGGAUGGCAAAAUCAUUCAACAACACACUCCAGGGGUUCAGUUUUUUUCUCCGAAUAGUGGACAAUUUCUCGUCAAUGAACAGGCUUCUUUCGGGAAUCAACUAAGUCCGAUGGUAGCCAAUGUUAGCCCCAAUCGACAAGUCAUGUUGAACACAUCUCAAGUACGGCCUCCCAAUAUUCAGGAGCAACAGGAGUUUAUUCAAAUGAAUGAACAGACUCUUAUGGUUCCCUGUGCAACUGAACAGAAUCUCGCUGGUUCUUCUGCAUCAAAUGAGCAAAAUACCACUUUCGUUCAACAGAAUACCACAAUUGUACAGCAGCAGACAACAAUGGUCUCAAAUAAUAAGAUAUCAGAUUUUCCAAUGGUUGGGACCACUAAUGGGAGUGUUGAUCUCUCUCUGUAUAUCGACCACAAUCACUCAUAUGUUUUGAGCGCUGGAACAAUCCAUGAGACAUACUCAAUGUCACCAAAGAGUGUUAUUAACUCAGCUUCAUCAGAACUAAGUAUGGAUCAACAAACGCAACAACUGCAUUCAGUUUCAACGCAACCAGCUGGGAAUCAGCCGAAUAUCGGAGAGGCAGCGUUAAUGCGAUCUCUGACCACAACCCACAGUGCGGAUAAUGGUCAGAGAUCGAAUAGUCCGGCCAUCGAUACUAUAACUCACGUGGCAGCUUCGACGCCACCACUUGCGGAUGCUAGACAUUAUUCAUCAUCAAUGGUGAGUCCAGUAUAUUAUUGGAAUGACAUUUUUCCUACAUUGGAGAUUGAUGGUACGGGGUAUUGGCAAACGGUAAAUGCAUUUCACUUGAUUUUGACAAACUGGACCUCUUCUAUUGCAACCUUCUUCGUUCAUCUCAUGCAAUCUUUUUUGUAGAGCCAAUGAUUAAAUACAAAAUAAAAAAUGGGCUUUGUCCUAUUUUUCUUAGACUUUGACUAGAAUACUCUUCGCAAACUCAUCUGGAAAGUGAACCAACGUACGUACGCCACCGCCUUGUCUCUGAAUUGAAAGAAAUAGUUUAAUCUUUUUUGCUUCUGAACUAAAUCGUGAUAUUUGUCAAACUUUCAGAUGUUCUAAUUUUACUGUGGAAUGAUGUAUAAUACUCAAGAAAGGGGAAGACAAUUUCAUCAAGUAUAUGUACGCCCAUAUUUGAUAAUUCCAUUUUCUGGUUGACACUUAUUAAAAAACAUGCACCGUAGCCUAUUUGACAAGAGCCAUGUAGCCAGUACGUUAUGCCUUAUUAAUAUUUGCUUUUUUUUCUUCCAGUGAGAAGUGUUGGAUUCUGAAUAAAUGAAAUUUUAAACACAGAUUUAUUCUUAAAAUAAUUGAUCUGUUAUUUCUGAAACACUAGUUUCAAUAGCCAAGUUGUCUGAAAAUUUUGGAGCACGAAUGAACUACCCUACUUGAUGUGUCAAUUUAGAACUGCCUGAAAAUCAACGAGUCCUCAGUUUUUUGCACUUGAGGAUCUGCGAGAAAAAUAUAGAGUGAGGUUUAUGGGACUUGUAUCGUAGAGUCUAGGAUGGUUGGGCAUUCCUCGAUGGAUUAGAUGUCAUUGGAGGUAAUUGAAAUUAAAUUGGGGAAAAGCGAGGGGAUUAGGAUGAUAUGGAAAUGUGAUGGAAAAUAUUAGGGUAUGACAUCCCCCCACUUAAAAUUGAAAAUACAAUUUUCGAUCAAAAGUAUAAAAAAAUUACAAAAGUAAUCAAAAUACUUGAGUAUUGUAUAAAUCCAGAUAAUGGAAUUUUUGUGAUCUACUAAUCAAUAGAGAAAUGGUAGUAAAUUAUACUAUAUGUAUACGUAGUUGUUUUUUUUUAAUUAUAAUACAGUUGUGCUCUUUCGUCCUUUGAUGCGGUUGGAACGUCUCAACGAAAGCGGAGGUUUGUGGUCUGAAUCGUCAGAGGUUUCUUGGAGUCGUUUCGAGAUUGGUGCUAGGGAUCUACCAUGGUUGAUGAUGACUUCUGAUGAUUGUUGCAAAGGUUCUAGGCGGAUGUCACAGCCACUAUUACCAUUGACGAAGUUUUUAAUGACGAGCACGAUAGACUCUGUUCCCAUAUCAACCAUAUUGGAGGCAGAAUCGCCUGAUGAGUUUUAAGAAUUCUAGUAUCGAUCGCAGCAGUAGGUGAUGAUGAUAAAGAGUAUGAAGCUCGUAAUACUGAAGGUAGUGGUAAUCCAGGAUGAUGUUGUUUUGCUCGUUGAAAAUUGAUUGAUUCUUGUAGAUGGAAUUUUAUUGAUCUUGUUCAGUUUCCCGUUGGGUACCUUGAUAUCGUUGGAAUCAAUGUUGAUAAAUAGCAUCAGCUCCAGAUUCAACGGAAUCGGAUGAUCUUCUUUAUUUUCUUCACAAUUUAGGGUUUGAGAAAUUUCGAGAUUGAUUAUAGAGGUUGUGUUCUUUUCAUCAUUACUACUAGUCUCCAAAAUAUGAGAGUUGGUGUAGCGCUUACAAUUUGUCGUUGAGUUGAGGAAUUCCGGAAUUUUACAAACUGAUAUUUCCAAUGUGAUUCUGCGAUUUUGUCUCGCACAUUAGAGUUAAAGUGAUGGGUUUCUGAAGGAUGCAGAUCCAUUGAUUAGCUUCCCAGUAAUGCCAGAAUUCAAUGAUUACUUUAGAAAUUCUAGUGAUACAGGAACUCAGAGGACGUUUGAUGUGAGACAGCGGGAGUUGGAUUUCGCAGUUGGAUUAAUCAGAUGUAUUGAUGAUGGGUUGUCCAUAGCAAAUGUAUUUCUUGCUAAGAGGUUCUUCACAUUCCAAAAAGAAACUGGAUAUAAGGAAUUGGGAAUCGGACUGGGACAUAAGGAGAUAAUCGGAUUUCGGUAAGAUAUAUAUGAAAUUGGAAAAUGAUUCAUUGAAAAUUGAUAAUACAAUUAAAGGGUACAUGUUGAAAAUCGUUUUUGUAACUACGGGAAUAUGCAAGGCACAGGUUACUUCAUUUUUUGCUGUUGACACUUGAAGAUUUGCGAUAUUGUAGGAAAGCGUAAUAUUUUGUGGAUCUGCUUUUGUGAAAAAUUCAAAUUGAUCGUCGUAUUUUUGUAAUUCUGCGUAAAACAUUUGUGGGGUGAUGAUUGAUAACAAGAUUUUGUUAUAUAUAGCAAGUUGGACAGCAUUGAUAAAUCGAGUGUAGCCUCGUAAAAUUAGUGAACAGAUAGCAAAUAGUCCAGAGACUUGAUCAUUCAGUUAUCUAAGUUAAUAAUAGAAAGUCUGAUUGAAAAAUGAUCAUUUUUUCUUAAAUUAUCGUUCAUUGCCAUCUCCUGACUUUGAGUCAGAUGAAUGAACGAGUUAUUAACUUUUUUGACGGUGUUCGCUAUAAUCCGAAUUUGUGAUUUCACGGAAGUUUGUAUCUCAUGGUCAUUGUGAAAGAAUAAUUCAAUAUUAUCACUACAGUAGCUGGCAUCAUCAGCAUCUGGUAUGCCGGACAACCAGUUGAAUACGUGGGAUACCCCAGUGGUGAGUCCACGUUUUUGUUUAACUGAAUUUAUGACCGAUUGUUGUAAAAUUUCUUUUUCCUUUUCAAUUCUAUUCAUUUCUUCGGGAAUUAUUUGUAAACUGCAUUUACAAUGAAAAUGGCCAGGGUUUAUUUCAGAUAAAUCUUUUAAAAACGUUUUGAAAAAGGUUCGUGUUAAUGAGCAAUUUGGUAUUAAUAUUUGUGAAGCUUGAUAUAGAUGUGUAUAAUCGAUGUCAGUUACGAGUGUUAAUUUAUAAUUGGAGAUUUGUGCUGUUCCUUUUCCAUUGAAAAGUAUUGCAUUGGAACCAUUUAGAGAGCGAAUGUUGUAAUAAGAGCAAUCAACUAGAAGGAAAGGGAGGAGAAGCUGUAGGAGUUUCAGAACUAUCUGAAAAAUAUCAUUUCAGGAGGUUAGUAUAGUAUCUGGUAGUCUUUUUACCUACUUCUACGUCCAAUUUGUGAUUUUUGUGAAUUUUAGUGAUUUUAAGGGGUCCUUUGAAUUAUUAUGACAAUUUUUCCCUUUAACGAUUUUACCUCGUUGAUUCCUUUUGGAACUCGAGUAGGAAGAUAAAACUGAGCGCUAUCAAAUGUGGUCCGGAGGAAAUGGGUUUAUUGAAGUUGGGGUAUUUUACGACGAUAAUGACUCGUUUAUUUUGAUGACUGGAAUGUGGGGAUUUUUUGGAUUAAAAGAGAGGACAGGAAUGAGACUGGAGGAGACUUUAGUAAUUUAAAUGUGUCCUAUUGGUAAAUAAGAUUGAACAGAUGUGGAGACAUUUUUGUGGAUGACAAUAGAAGACGACUAUAAUUCGAUAACAAAGUCUUAAGACGGAGAUAUAUACAAUCAUUUGCAAAAAUAAAAUCGUUAUUAAAGGCUUAACUGAUGGGUUUUUUUGAGCAAAUGUUCGACAAUAAUCAUUGAGUAAUUCAAGAAAAUUCAAACAAAUAUUUUCAUUCAAUAUUAAAUGUUUGAAUUCAGAAUAAUGUGUUUACAUCGGAUGAAUGUAUUAGAUUCUCUAGUACCAUGUAGCACGCCAGUUUAAAUACUUUCGUUUAUCGAAGGUUCAAGAAUUGUCAUAGAGUUGUGUGAGGGACAAUGAUAGGCAAUAUCUGUCCCGAAUUCCGACGUUUGGAAUGUUUAAGAUACUACGGAAAAAGAAAUAGAGAAAUUAAUUUAUUGUGGCUCGCACCACAAAAAAUAUAAUUAUUUUGCAUUAGUUAAGAUUGUAUAUCUAAUAUUCUGAAAACGUAUCAACACUGAUCUUAAUACUAAUAAUGAAACGAUGAUGCAUCACAAAUUUUUAAGAGUAACAAUAAAAAAUAAUAAUCGGCUAGUCAGCAUAAUUCAAUAACCAAUAAAUGCAUGACUAUAACUGACAUUCGGCAAAUUCAUCUUAUUGAGGAAUGAUUCCUCUUUUUUUCUAAAGCCAAGUCCAAGUUAUCCUGACCGAAAUCCAUUCAACGUUUCAACUGGCACGCACAAGACACGCGACCAUGGACUAUUCCAUAACUUAAAAAGACAUUUGUUGUAUCCAGUAUGAAGGGUACUUCUUAUUAUUCUGGUUCUAUGUUAAAAAAACUAAAUCGCAACAUAAUUUAUUGGUAUUUACCUAAUAUUGUUUAUUAUAGAGAAUUAAGCGUACUUGUUCACUCAUUUUCUAUACAUCAUUGAUAUUAAAGGAAUACAAUGGUCUUUGCCCAUUCGCGCUGUGACCAUCCUCGUCUCUCUUGUGCGAGUAGUAAUGCGCUUUACUGGAAUGAUAUCCUAAAAAACAAACAUUUGAAAGAAUUCAAAAAAUUAAAAAACAACAUCCAAGCCCAUGGAGCCCUCCUUCACAUUUUUGAAAAAUCAACGUUGUGAAUGCCGUCUUUUUAUCUAAGACCACCGUGCCUAAUGUACAACCACAAAAAAAAUCGUCAAUAUCAUUGAAGAUGGUGAGGGUUUGGGCCUGGUCAAGGUCACAUGGAAUUCCCCAUAUAUUUCAGUCAUUACUAAUAUUUUUAAAAGUUCGCUCGAAACAGUGAUUAAAACUCGUUUUCAAUAGGAGAAGAGUUGAGACAUAUAAAAUAAUAAUGGGAUGGCUUUAAGAAAACAUUGUGGAUAGUAAAUGGAAAUCACAGGUUCAUAUUUUUCAAAUAGAACUACUACAAGCCCAACCGGAAGUACACUAAUUAUUCAAAUUAAUAGAAAUGAAAAGAAAAAGAAAUCGUUGCAAAACAUAGUAAGGCUUAUAGAUGUGUGUCUUCUGACUGAUGCGUUGUCGCUUGUGAAUCACAGCGGAGGUGUAAACAAUAUGUAUACCACCUAUAUUCUAGGCUGCCCUGGAGACUUGAGGGUUCCCGAUUGUUUGUGAAAUUAGUUACGUGAGAUACUAUCUGAAACAAUCACCCUAGCCUCUUAUACUAUCUGUUUCAAAAUGGCAAUACAAUGGUGGAAACAAUAUUUUUUAGAAUAUUCAGAAUAAUGGGAAUGUUGCUUGCUAUUUCAAUUAUCCUGUCUUCAAUCCAUACUCCCGACGAGAUAAUUAUAUCCAUAAAUCUCAUGGAAACAGCAUGAGAUUUCACUAUUAGAUAUUACGAUUGGAACUGCUGAUAUGUGAUUUUGUAAUUUUCUCAACGUUUCUAGGGAGUUUCAAAGGGCUUGGAUGUUUCUGUGAAAAUUGGUUGGAGGAAAAUUUCAAUAGCGUUGAUACUGUAAAAUAGUAUAGUUAUUGGCUUAAAUUUCCCCAUCACCUUCUUGUAAAAAAUGCAAUUUUGUUUGAUUUUUAUGGAAUUUCAUGGAAUGACUGACAGGAAG
Molecule: messenger RNA, 10190 nt
Organism: Diachasmimorpha longicaudata
Lineage: Eukaryota; Metazoa; Arthropoda; Insecta; Hymenoptera; Braconidae
Product: mucin-2-like
Exons: 3
Coding region: 120-4844 (1574 amino acids)
Source: RefSeq, a predicted model, not a curated record